This is a messenger RNA of Pomacea canaliculata, 1757 nucleotides long. RefSeq names its product plasminogen receptor (KT)-like. Gene Ontology annotation, cellular component: plasma membrane. Lineage: Eukaryota; Metazoa; Mollusca; Gastropoda; Architaenioglossa; Ampullariidae. Bases 110 to 574 code for a protein of 154 amino acids. Gene Ontology annotation, biological process: positive regulation of plasminogen activation. The transcript has 5 exons. The record is from RefSeq and is a predicted model, not a curated record.
GAGAUCAAUGAUUUGGAAUUUGCCAAGUAAACACAAGAGUAUCCUCCCCUUUGAGAGGGAAAAAAAGUCCAUCAUUAACUAAGAGAGCAACCCAUUUUGUGAAAAAAAGAUGGGGAGUAUUCUGGGCAAGUCUAUGGAGGAGAACUUUAAAAAGCAGCAAGAGUUUAUGCUAAUGACAGGUCAAAUGCAGCUGGAGCGACAAAUUCAAAUGCAAAAUGCUAUGAGAGAGAGACAGAUGGCCAUGCAGAUUGCCAGAGGUCGUGACCUUUUUCUUUGGUGGGGGUCUUUCUACACUGUCGCAUCUACUGCAAUGGUAGUUGGUUUUAUGAAGAAGCGGAAUCCAGCUGUUUUAGCACCUCUUCUUCCCCUGACUUUCAUUGUAGGAUACAUGUAUGACAUGGGCUAUGGAAGCAAACUUGAGAGAAUGAAAGAUGAAGCUGACCGAAUCAUGGAUAAUGAAAAAACCUUGUUAGUCCUGCCCCAUGGUUUGCCAACAUUCAGUGACAUAGAAAAGGCCCGUCUAGCAGAAAAGGAUGCGCAGAUUCUUCAAAAGGGUCAUGAUAUUUUUCUUUAGAUAUGGAUCUGGCUUCUGAAUUUGUGUGGAGAAAGUUUUUUUUAUAUUAUUCACAAGGUAGCCUUUGUGGAAUGAAAAUGAAAAUUCCUUUAAGGAACUUAAAAAUAUUCCAUUAGUAUAAAAUAAAAUUUAUAAUGUUACAUAAGAUAAUGUACCUUUUAUGUACAUGCCAGCCAUGACUUGAAAAAAAAAUGAUGUAAUUUUCCCUGCUUGGAUUUCAAUUUUGUGUCUAUGGAUUAGUAGCCGAGUAUAAUUUAUAUCCAAAACCAUCAGUGCAGUGUGCUUUUUGGCUAAUGUUCUAUUUAGUUUCAGUAUGCUAGCCAGGCACAAAAAGAGAAUUUUUUUUAAUGGUAAUAGCUGUGUAUUUUAUCAACCUUAAACUCUAAAAAAGGGAAUGGUAAUAAAAAAUGUACAUUUCAUCAUGGCAUGCAUUUGGUUGGGGGAAGGGAUUGGAGUUUUACAUAGAGCCAGUGACUAAGGCUACAUCAUAACAAAGAAGCCAGUCUGGUUAACAGAUUUCAUCGUGAAGUCAAAUUGUUAUUAUAAUAAUCAAAUUGUUUGUGAUAAUUUUUUUAACAAAUGGGAUUCAUAUAUAAUACUUAAUUAGAUUAUAUGUAUGUGUGUGUUUUCAGAUAGAGGCAUAAUUUAUUGAGACGAAACUGUGCCUUAGUUGAAUUUUAGUGAAUCAGGUAUUAUUGUCUGUGAUUGUAUUUCUGAAGGGAACAUUUGGUAUACUAGCCCUGACAGAAUUUAAUUUAGUUUUGCUGCUGGAGCAGUCUUUUUGAUAUCAUGCAUUGUUAUAGGAUCUAUUAUGUUAGCUUUAUCUACCCAUUUUUCAUCCACUUAUCUAUGAGUUUUCUCUUAGAAUAAUAUACAUAUGUUAGUAUAUCAAUGUUUAAUUUACACAUCACUUUUGUGGUGGUGUACAUUUUGUGCCACUGAAUCUGUAGCUGUGGGUCUGUGGUAUUUGGUGAAAACGCAUAAUUUCAUAACAUAAGGCUAUCAUAAAAAAGCAAAAUAUUAUUUUAUUCCUGGUUUAAAUGGCUAUAUUUUAAUGAUCUGAGUUUGUUGUCUCAAUCAGUUAAUAUAUUUGUUAAUAAUCAUUAGGUUGUAAAAAGAAUUAUUGGUGGUUGUAUAAAUUGUAUCAAUAGUCUAAUGACAGUAAAAUUUAUCUUUAUUUGCA